CCAAUUUCCUCUUCUCUCAAAAGCCACAAAGAGAGAAAAAUAGAGAGAUUAGUAAAGGCAAAGGCGAAAGAAAAUGGAACAAAAUACACCAGCGACGGCCAAAAGAGUAUGGAGCAUUGUAAAAACAGUCCUCUUCAUGAUAAGAAGAGGAAUUGUAUCCAAGAGAAAACUCAUGGUUGAUCUCAACAUGAUGCUCAAACGUGGCAAGAUCGCCGGUGCCAAAGCCAUCGACAACCUCAUGUUCCACCACCACCACAACAACAACCGCCAGGUCUCAACAUCUUCCACGGCGGCCAAUGAGUACGAGUUCAGCUGCAGCAACACCCCGAAUUACACCUUCCCUUUCAACCUCGCCGCCAAGAAGAAGAACAGCAUUAACAACUACUAUCAUCAUUUCUUCACCUGCAUCCACGCGCCUCCUACCCCGGACGACGACAUGGCCACCAUGAACGCCGUUAAGGCUGCCUUGGAGAUGCUCAACAAGAACGAUAGCUACAACAACGUGGUCGCCUCUUCUCCUAUGUUGCCAGGGUUCGGACAAACCCCGUUGGCGAGGCAACUCAGAAUAACAGACUCGCCUUUUCCUUUAAGGGACGCGGAUGAAGAAAAUGACUGCGUCGACAAGGCCGCCGAGGAUUUCAUCAACAGGUUUUACAAGGAUUUGAAGCAGCAAAAUAAGUGAAUUAUAAAGGGAGCUCCUUCUGCUAUGUGGUUUAUGAUUAUUUUCCCGAUUAGAUUUUUAUAUAUGGGUGAUUAAAUUUUUGGGAUUUUAUUUAUGUAAUUGAUAUCAACAAAUAAAAGAAAAUUUACGU
This is a messenger RNA of Hibiscus syriacus, 812 nucleotides long. RefSeq lists its product as uncharacterized. NCBI's taxonomy places the organism in Eukaryota, Viridiplantae, Streptophyta, Magnoliopsida, Malvales, Malvaceae. The record is from RefSeq and is a predicted model, not a curated record. The transcript has a single exon. Bases 74 to 682 code for a protein of 202 amino acids.